Molecule: messenger RNA, 3810 nt
Organism: Cyclocybe aegerita
Lineage: Eukaryota; Fungi; Basidiomycota; Agaricomycetes; Agaricales; Hemipholiotaceae
Source: the annotation of a GenBank genome assembly
AUGAAGAUUGUGUCGACUUUCCAUCCUUCGUCGUCUGUUCUCUCCUCUGCCAAGUGUCGGCUGUCAGAGCGAAACCUAGAGCAUCUGGUGGUUGCGAAACUCAACAGACUCGAUGUCUACUCUUUGAGACCACACGGUUUGCAACACGAAUGCGGCGUUGACGUGUGGGGAAAGAUAUGCUCUGUCAAGGCGCUUCCUAUCUCGGAAUACGACGGAAGAUCUAAUAUUGUGGUUAUGAUAGCCCAUCCUGAACCUGAGCUGAUAAUUCUAUCUUAUGCGGACUCAGAAGGUGCGACGCCAGAGUUGAAGGUCAAGAAACAGAUCCCCCUCUUUGAAAGAUCUCCUCGGCUCGCAGAAUUCUUCACCGACUUCCUCAUUCAUCCUUCCGGAAAUUUGGCGGUGGUUAGCUGUUAUACCGGCAAACUCAAGAUUAUCACUCUCAAAGGAGGUGCUUAUCAGAAUGACUUUGAUGUUUCGCUACCUGAGCUCAACGUAUUCUCCCUCGCCUUCCUUCCCAACGCAGAUGAAGAUUACACGUUAGGAAUCUUAUAUCUCGAUAUUCAAGGCUGCCUACAGCUCUGCGCGCGCGAUAUCGACACAGAAAACCAGGAAGUCUCUUCCCAGCACUCGACGCUGUUGCAAUCUACCUGGAUAUCCGAGAAAGUCAUUCCUUUUCCGAAAGACUCGCCACCGCAACUGAUAGUAGUGAAUUCGGAUGUAUCUGCGGGUGGUGGAAGUGACAAAGAUGCGUUCUCUGGAGGUGUGUUGGUAGUCGGAGGAAGGCAGAUUCUGCUCUACGAAUUUGCCUCGAAGGACAGUCAAGAAAAGCAGAGGGGCAAACGAAAGCGGUUGGAAAUCAAGAAGAAAAGUUUAGACCCUUCAGAAUCGUCCAAAGCCAGGGCCAAAGAGCGAGAACGAGAAAGCAGAAGGAGGAAACCAACAGCUUCAGUCGAGUGGCCAUGGAGUGAAGUCACUUCGUGGUGCAAUAUUGACCAAGAUACAUCGCGUAUCUUGAUUGGGGAUUCCUUCGGCCGGUUGUCGUUACUAUCGUUAAGCAAUGUCAACCAGCUAGGAAUGAUUCUCGUCCCUCUCGGAGAGGCAUCCUCACCUACAACCCUAACAUAUCUCACCAACCAAAUCGUUUACCUAGGGUCACAUCUUGGAGAUUCACAGCUACUUCAAAUUUCACAGUCAGCCACUUCUGGCCAAGAGUCACCCCUCCUCGUCAUGCCUCCGGAAACCAAAACUGUCUCGCCAGGGAGCUUGUCCAAUGUUCCGUCGAAGAAGGGUAAAGAGAAAGCGCCUACCCAAGACGACAUGGAAGUCGAUGACGAUCACGCAGACGAGUACUCCAAAGGCCGAGUGGUUGACCCAGAGGGCUCUUUUAUCUCUGUUUUAGAGUCCUAUAAGAGCAUUGCACCCAUCAUGGAUGCAGUCCUCGUGGACACUGAUGGGAGCGGACAGAACCAAAUCGUUACUUGUAGUGGUGGCUCAAAUACUGGUUCUAUCAACAUCGUCCGCAAUGGGGCAGAUUUCAAGGAACUGGCUUUCGUAGCGGGAUUGACCGACGUCCUUGGAGUGUGGCCGGUUCGAUCUAUGUACAAGGACGCAGUGGAUUCCCACUUAUUUGUCUCGACCGCUAAUGGGAGCCAUCUAUUCCGAAUCAAUGACCUAGGAAGCAACAUUUCGUUUGAACAGAUGCCAUCUAGCGGACUCACGAUAAACAAGCCCACCUUGGCAUUUUCUAACUUAUCGAAGAGGGAGAGAAUGGAGUACAUCGACUCGUCGCUGGUUGUCCAAGUCUUGCAGAACGGCGCCUUCUUCUUUGAGUGGUCGUCGACGACGAAUACCUACGAGGAAAAGGCACGCUGGAUGCCACCUGAGCGGCCGCAAAAGCCAACUCCGGAAAUUGUUGCCGCAGACAUCAAUGCUAGCCAAGUCGCACUGGCACUCAGUGGCGGUAUCGUCGUGGUGCUUAAUAUCGAGAGUGAUACCACUAAUCUGAGGGUGGUUAUUAACCAUGUUACAGGUUCUGAGAUAUCUGCCAUCACAAUUCAUCCUUUGAACACGCAGAAGUCAUUCUCAACUCAGCUUGCGGUCGCCUAUUGGACCAGGAAUAUUGUUGAAAUAUUCAAGAUCACUCGCGACGGUCUACAAUCCACUGACAGUGGCAAAUCGCCUCAGCUGCCUGCAAUCGUUCGCUCACUCAUGUUGUACAACUUCGGCACGGACAAGUCGCCUGGGCCCGACCAUCACCCAUACCUGCUCGCAGGACUUGGUGAUGGGUCAGUCGCAACAAUGUCGUGGAAAACAGGGGCUUUGACCGACCGGAAGGUCAUUUCCCUGGGGUGUGCACCGGUUCAUCUGUCGCCGUGCAUAGUAGAUGGAAGGAAGUCAGUCUUCGCGGCCGGAAAUAGGGCCACAAUUUUCUAUUGCGAGAAAGGACGCCUUGCGAAUUCUCCGAUUAUGUUGAAGGAAAUAACCUCAUUGUGUUCCUUAAACGCGAUUUCAUUCCCUUCCUCGCUAGUCCUCGCUGGAGCGACCGGAUUAUUCAUAGGAAACGUCAAGGAUUUAAACAAGAUGCACAUACGAUCGGCCUCCUUUGGCCUCGAUAAUCCGCGCAGAAUUGUUCAUGAACCCUCGCUCAAAGCCCUUGGGGUGGCUUUCACUAGGAUCGAACCUUCAAGGAUUGGCAAUUAUGAAGCAUCUGCGAGUUUGUUCCGACUGUUGGAUGACAACACCCUCGCUGUACUUGGACAGUACAGAUGUGAGCUUGACGAAGAAAUAGUGUCCUUAACGACUUUCACUGCGGCGGUCGGAGAUCAGAAGAAACCAUUUUUUUGCCUGGGGACAUUGAUCUACAAUGCAGAGGAGAAUGAGACAUCAGCUGGAAGGCUUCUGAUAUUCACUGUCACCAUAGCUUCUGGAAAACAAUCGGCAAUGGAGCUUUCCCUGGUGACGACUGUCGACGUCAAUGGGUGUGUUUUUGCUCUUAGGACAGUGGAAGAGAGGGUCGUGGCUGCUGUCAAUUCUUCGAUCCUUCUUUAUCGUUUAGAAGUCUCUGAAGAAGAGACCCCUGCCCCAACAUUUGCCUUCAAGAAACUUGCGGAAUGGAACCAUAACUACAUGGUGACGAGCUUGAGCUCUUUUGACGAUCACAUUGGGGCAGGAGACCAGAUCUCUUCCGUGUCGUUGCUGAAAGUCGUGGACAAGAGGUUGAUAUCUAUGGCUCGAGACUAUGGGCCACUCUAUCCAAUGGCAGUCGAAGCAUUAAGCACAAAGAGUUUGAUUUGCGCCAACGAUACGCUUAAUAUCAUCGUGUUCGAGCUUACAAAAAAUGUACGCGGAGAGGCGCUGGAGCAGGUUGGAAAUUAUCAUCUUGCCGACAUGGUCUCGAAGUUCAUUCGUGGUUCGCUGUCAAGUAUCGACUCGACGAAAGCACCUCUGCUCGUGCCAGAGACUCUCUACUUCACAUCUUCAGGGCGGAUCGGCAUGAUCAUUGAUGUGAAAGACCGCGACUUUGCUUUGCACUUGACUGAGUUGCAGAGGAACUUGGGUGCUGCAUUGUUGGGGGUGGGAGGGGUUAGUCAUGCCAGAUAUCGAGCGCCAAAGAACACGAAAGGGAUAAGUGACGGAGACAAUGCCGCUUUUGGCUUCGUCGAUGGCGAUUUCUUGGAGCGGUAUCUCGACGUAGUCAACCAGCCCGAGAAGCUAAUGUGUGUUAUGAAAGGAAGUAGUGUCCCGGAAGAGUUGAAGCUGUCUCAAGACGAGAUCGUGAAGGUCCUGGAGGAGUUGCAGAGCUUGCAUUGA